UAAGUAAUUAAAAAUGCUCUUUUGUGAAAAAAUUGAUGACAUUAUUGUCGUCACAUUUUGAGUGACAGUCAAUUUCCUCUUUGUGAGGUGUAAGUGACAGUAAACACAGAUUACACCAUCAGCAGUGACCUCCAUGUGUGUGUGUGUGUGUGUCUUGGGGUUUUUUGGAUGGUUACCUGUCCUAUAUUUCUGAAAAGGUGGGCGGAGGAUUGAUCUGGAUCUGUAUAAAGAGACGGAGCACAGAGUUAACUUCACACAGCAUCUGCCAGCAGUGAAGAAAACUCUCUCUCUAAAGAUAAUUGAAUCGAUCUGAAAGAUGAAGAUGAUUUCCGCCGCCGUCUCCUUCCUCCGUCCCGCCGCCACCGCCGCCGUGUUGGUUCUCUUUCCGCUGCUUCUGAUUGGCUGGGCCGAGCAGGCGGCAUCACUUCCUGUCGACCGGUCGCUCAGUGAGCCGUUAAGAAACCCCCAGACGCACCAGGCCGUUCAGGACAUCUCCAAACACGCUCAGGGUCUGCAGACGGAGGACGACUCCAGCUCCAGGCUGAUGCCCAGAGUCAACACCGACCAGGAUCACAUGAAGAUCUGCUGCCUCCACGCUAACAUCCUGGACUUCUACCUGAACAACAUCCUGAACCAGCACCACGGACACCACGUUCAUCCCAACAUGACCCGCCUGAGGGUGGACAUGAACCGGGUCAGCGAGGACCUGCAGAACCAAGGCUGCAACGUGACUCAUUAUCAAGACCAUCAUCACGCCGUGCAGUUUCGCAGGAAGCUCGCCAAGCUGGAACCGAAGCAGCGGGGCCUCAACAAGGCGGUCGGAGAAAUCGACAUCCUCUUCAUGUACCUGCAGGACUUCUGCGUUCUGCGCAGUAACGCCACCGUCACCGAAAACUAAACGUCCUCUUCAUCAGAUGUCUCACCUUUUUUAACAGCGACUUUUAUACCUGUAUUUAUUUUCUAAAUUGAGUGUUUUUCUACAACGUAUUUAUAUUGACUCGAGUUCGAAGGAUUAGUGUUUGAUCGAUUUAUUGAUCAGGAAGUUUUAAUGCCGGAGCCGAGAGACUCUGGUGUUCAUCCCUUUGCCAUCUUAUGGCUGAUUAUUCAUAUUUAAAUUAUUUUAUUAUGAUGAAGGAGGAGGUAUUUAAACGUUACACUCUGCGGGGAGCAAGCUGUGUGUUACCAGAUCUACUUGAAAAUAAAUAAAGUUUGGUUUUGAAUAUGAA
Messenger RNA from Trematomus bernacchii (emerald rockcod), 1226 nucleotides. It is a transcript of the gene il22, whose product is annotated as interleukin 22. Lineage: Eukaryota; Metazoa; Chordata; Actinopteri; Perciformes; Nototheniidae. The transcript is spliced from 6 exons. Bases 317 to 898 code for a protein of 193 amino acids. The record is from RefSeq and is a predicted model, not a curated record.